Molecule: messenger RNA, 1123 nt
Organism: Mangifera indica (mango)
Lineage: Eukaryota; Viridiplantae; Streptophyta; Magnoliopsida; Sapindales; Anacardiaceae
Product: nudix hydrolase 8-like
Exons: 9
Coding region: 27-1061 (344 amino acids)
Molecular function (GO): NAD binding; NADH pyrophosphatase activity; ADP-ribose diphosphatase activity
Source: RefSeq, a predicted model, not a curated record
CUCAUAAUUUGUUUUUAACAGCAAAGAUGAUGGCAUUGGCAACAGUGUUGGAUGGCUCAAGGGUGGCAGGAUGUUAUUGCCGGAGUUAUGUAAGGGACGCUAGAAUGCCAUGCCCAAAAGCCUUUGCUUUCUCAAGGCUGUCAAAAGGUUUCUCGCACAAGUCCUUGAUGUCGCCCACGCCAUUUCUUGGGGUUGGCUGUAUCAUCAAGAAAAGGGGUAUUAAUGUUGUGUCACCAGACGUGUCAACACAGAAUUUGGCUCCGGAAUUUCUUUGCGCAAGCGAUGAUGAAUACGAUGGAAUUGUUGUUGACCCAGAAAGCUUACCUUCCAGUGCAAAUGCAUUUGUGUCUGCUCUUCGUGCUUCUCUGUGCAAUUGGAAACUGCAGGGGAAGAAGGGAGUGUGGCUCAAGAUACUAGCACAGCAAGCUGAUCUUGUACCAAUAGCAAUUCGGGAAGGUUUUUCAUACCACCAUGCUGAACCAAGCUACGUAAUGUUAACAUACUGGAUUCCUGAUGAGCCAUGCAUGCUUCCUGCUACUCCUUCGCAUCAAAUUGGCGUGGCAGGAUUCGUGAUGAAUGACAAAAGAGAGGUCCUUGCGGUUAAAGAAAAAUGUCCAUGCAGUUGCUCCGGAUUGUGGAAGCUGCCCACUGGUUAUAUCAAUAAGUCUGAAGAUAUAUUCUCAGGGGCUAUAAGAGAAGUGAAGGAAGAAACCGGUGUUGACACAAUUUUUCUGGAAAUGGUUGCUUUUCGACACGCUCACCUUGUAGCUUUUGAGAAGUCAGAUAUACUCUUCAUGUGCAUGCUGAAGCCAGUGUCCUCUGCAAUCACCAUUGAUGAAAAGGAGCUUCAAGCUGCGAAGUGGAUGCCCAUUGAUGAAUUUGUGGAGCAGCCAUUUUAUCUGGAAGACCAAAUGUCCAGAAAAGUCAUCGACAUCUGCAUUAAAGCGCACGAAGAUCAGUACAAGGGAUUUAUUGCUCGUCAAUUGAACUCUAAAUUAGAUGGAAAAUUAUCAUACUUGUAUUACAAUGAACUUAACAAUAUUUCGCCUAUUGUUAUGUAAGCUUUAAUCUGUUACAAAAAUAAAAAUUAAAACUAUAAUAACAAUACUUCGGACUUUGAAUU